AUGAGAUCGUUGAGGCAGGACAAGACGAACUCACCGAAAACACCCGGACGAAAACGAGGCUCAACAGGGAAGUUCUUCAGUCCGAAAGAGGAUAGUGCGACAGCUUUCAAACCGAACAGCCAUUCGAUGAUCACCAACCUCAAAAACACCAACAAGGAAUCGAACAACAAAACCUCGCCUAAUUUCAACAAGCGCAUCGCAUUCCUCCAGGAUAAUCCCUUUCAAGGCUCGCCUCAAGCCUUUUUCUUCUUCACCAAUGUGGGCCCGAACCACAUCGAAUACCGCGGAGUCUUCAGUCCGAGUGCCGUGCCGCUGAACUUCAAGGAUAGUCCCGAUGCCCUUUUUCAAUUGAUACCUCAGCUACCAAAACUGUUCAACUUCGACAACCGGGGUAUACCUCCACCCCAGGAGCCGCCAAAACCUCGCCAACCGCUCCCACCGCGUCUACCGCUUCCGACACCACAGAUCAUCGAAGAUCCCGUGCCUCUGGCUCCCAUUGAACUCCCUCCCGCGGCCCCUCUGAGUCAUUCUCCGCCGAGGCUUCCCCUGAAUCCUCCCCCGCCCCCACCUCCGCCGCCACCAGUUCCCGCGGACGUUCCGCAAAGACCCUCCCUGAUACAGCCGGAGCCGCCGCGACAGGUCUACCCUCUGGCUUUGCCACCGCCGCCGAAUCUACAGCUGGCCGACAGACCGAUCAAUCAGCCGUUCCCGAAAUACGAUUUUGUUCGGGGCAGUUUCGACGGUUACCCGAAAAUAUUCCGUUUCAACGACGAGCGAAUUUCGAUACUCGACUUCGAUAAACAGAAGAAGGCGGGACAAGUGAUCCGGCGGAAAGGGGACGAUCUGGACCCAGAGCGAGUUCCUCGCAACAGUUUCCUCAUAUUCCACGGCGGUCAGUUCCCGUCGAAAGAAGAUUCGUUGAGUAGGAAUCGGCUCGACACCGGUGUGAAGAACAAUCGUUUCCGGAACUUCGUCGACUUUGGGAAUUUCCUCGAAUAG
This is a messenger RNA of Galendromus occidentalis (western predatory mite), 999 nucleotides long. RefSeq names its product leucine-rich repeat extensin-like protein 3. The coding region runs from base 1 to 999 and encodes 332 amino acids. Lineage: Eukaryota; Metazoa; Arthropoda; Arachnida; Mesostigmata; Phytoseiidae. The transcript has 2 exons. The record is from RefSeq and is a predicted model, not a curated record.